Aphidius gifuensis is the source of this 2951-nucleotide messenger RNA. RefSeq lists its product as uncharacterized. Bases 333 to 2861 code for a protein of 842 amino acids. The record is from RefSeq and is a predicted model, not a curated record. The transcript has 8 exons. Lineage: Eukaryota; Metazoa; Arthropoda; Insecta; Hymenoptera; Braconidae.
AUUAAUAAAUUUAUUUGUGAAUAUGGCGUUGAUUACUCAUAUGGGAUAGCAUAUCUUAUCAUUGAUAGUGAUUGUAGAUUUUAUAUACGCAACUGACAAGGUGUGGUUGUUUAAUAUAUUACAAAGAUUAAACACCUUUUUUUUUUCUAGACCAACUAAAAUAAUACAACUCACAUUUUAAAUAGUUUUAUAUUUUCAUUAAGCCGCUCAUGAUCCUACUUGGAUUUUUUUAAUCAAUAAUCAUCUUACUAAAUUAAUAACUGCUAAAAACAAGUGAAUUAAUAAAUUAUAAAAAAUAUAUUUUUAAUGUUUAAUUUUUCAAUUAAUUAUCUAUGAUUAAAAUGGAUUUUUUAUUGUGUUUUAUAUUUUUAUUUUCGCUAUUUGCUGGAAUUAAAACACAAGAAAAUGCUCAAGGUAAAUUGUCCAAUGCUCUUUUAGAGUGUUACAAUAAUACAGAUGUUUUAUUAAAAGAUUACAAAUUACCUCAAAAUAUCCAUUCAUUUAUUGCAAUCAUCAGAAAAAUUGAAGAUAAUUCAAUGCUAAAUAUGGAUUUACGUCAAUUAUCUGUAGCACUUAUUCACAGAUUUAGACAAGAUGGAAUUGUAUUUCAACCACUUGUUGAUGCUCAACCAGGUGUUACUCCAUAUGCACCAAAUGGAUUUCAAUUUUAUCGUCAUGCUGAAAUGUUAAAAUUAAUACCAGGAAAUGCACAAACAUUUCCCAACAAUAGUAUAACUAAAAUUGAAAGAUGUUCAUUACAUUCAAUGGUAUCAAGUACAAUCGACACAUUUCAACGAGGUGAUGAAUCAUCGACAUGUCGAGUUGACAAUGAAUCAACGAGAAUUCUUGAUAAAAGAAGUAUUGAUAAAAAUUCACAACCACCUGCUAUUAAUCAGGAUGACGUUGAGACACUAUCACCAGAACAAAUUGAAAUAAUUAAAAAUAACAAAGAUGAAUCAAAACAAGAUAAUGAUGAUAAAUUUUUACCAAACAAUUGGUAUCCAGCACUGCCACCAAAUCAUCCAGAAAAUUCACAUCUUGAACAAACACCAACAAGUCAAUGUCCAUCAGAAAGUGGUGUCAUGAAAACAGAUUGGGGUGUUGUUUCUGGUGGUCCAGUAUUAGCUGGUAUUGCAGCAGCACUUCAGCCUCAAAAUGUUAAAAUAAGUGACUUAAUGAUGCGUCGUGAUUGGUCAUCACGUGAAACUUUACGUGAUGUAACACUUGAUAAUAAAUGGAUAGCAACACUAGCUGGUGAUUUAGUUGAAGUUGCUCUUCGUCAAGGUCCAAUGAAAGAUACACCAUUUAAAGUUGGAACUGAGGGACAUUUUAUAACAUCAAUAAUACCAAAAAAUUAUUAUCUAAAUGAGGAACAAGCAUUGGAGUUAACUGCUGCUGAAAUACGUGGUGAUCUUGAUGGUUUAAUUAUUGCUAAUGAAAUUAGUUAUUGGUAUUCAAAAGUAUCAAGCAUUAAAUUAUCACAAAUUCUUGAUAUGUAUUACAGUGAUAGAGGUGUAUUUAAUACAACAAUAAGAGCAUGUAAUAGAAAAAAUUUAUUAAAAUAUAUUGCACAGAAUGAUACAAUAACAAAACAAACAUUUAGAGCAGCUUUGGUACUUGGAAAUUCACAACUUCCACUUGGUACAAUAUCAGAUGAAAAUAUUGAAAAAUUUUCAAUUCAAGUUGUUAAUAAAUUAUUUGAUCAUGUAUCAACAUCAAUGAGUAGUGAUAGAAAUUGUCAAGAUAAUGAUGUUAAUGCUAUUCCAUUCAAUCGUCUUGCAAUUGAUUUAAAAAUUUUUGUCGACACAACAUGGCCAUUCAAUUUAAUUAAACCAAUUUUACACUUGAUCAUUGAAAAAUCUGAUGUCAAUAAAUAUGCUAGUAAUUUUACACUGUUAAAUGCUAAAAAUGGAGAAAUAAUGAUUAAUUCAAGCUACAGUAUUUUAGAUAUUUAUAGUUUCAAUGAAACACAGUAUGCAUCAUUUGCAAGGGGCUUUGAUCUUCCAAAAACAUUGGAUGUCAUGAAAAAUAUACAAACAAAUAAAUUGAAUCGUGAAAGAGAUUUAAAUAUUGGAGGUGGUAAAAGUGAUAUUUAUUUAAUAAUACCAUACAGUUUGACAUCAUUGUCUGACACUGAUAGAGAUUAUUCAUUAGAAAAAAUAAUAAAAAUGCGAGAAGAUGCACCAGAUGGAAAAAUUAUAUUUUUAACUGGAGGUGCAAAAGAUAGAUGGUCAAGUUUAGUUGUUAAUUCAAAUGAUGAUAUAUUUACAGUUGGUUCUGGAACAACAAGAGAAAUACGUGGACCAAUUGAUGAUUUAAUAAUUAGAAUUAAAAAAAUACAACGUCGUUUAAUUAAUUCACAAUGUGGUGCUAAUUAUGAAUCAAUUGGUUAUACAUCAUCAUUUACAGAUUACAUUGAACCAUCAGGAAUAAAUUUUUAUCGUUUACAUCCAAAUUAUUUUUUCAAGUCUAGCAGUGAUGAUAAUCAAGCAACAAUUAAAAUACAAGGACAAAGUACAAGUGGUACAUUAAAAAUUUGUUACUCAAGAGAAACACUUGAUAUUAAUUCAACUGGAUCAACAUGUACAAUUGUUGAUAGUAAUACUUAUUCAAUGACAUUUGGAUGUUCUGAUGCUAAUUAUAUUCAUGAAUGUAGUCCAUUAUUUUUAUCAAUUUUUUAUAACAACACAGCUAAUACAAAUUAUCAGUGUAUAGAUUCAAAAGUUUGCAGAUAUCCUGAUAUGAUUAAAUACACAAUAUCAUAUGAAAAUUUAAACUGCAAAAGUACAGCAACAUUAACUAAAUUUUCACUAAUUUUUAUUCCAAUUAUUUGUCUAAUUUUUAAGAUUUUUAAUUAUUAAUUAAAAAUAUUUUCAUUUUAUUUUUUUUUUUCAUUUUUUAUUCAAAUUUUAAAAUACAUGUAUUUAUAUUUAAUAAACAAAAAAAAAAAU